AUGGAUGAGAGAACGAAAAUCGUAGAUGUAUGGGCAAAUAAUUUAGAGGAGGAAUUUGAAAAAAUAAGAGAUAUAAUUGAAAGCCAUCCUUAUGUAGCCAUUGACACAGAAUUCCCUGGUAUAGUUGCAAGACCGACAGGAAAUGUAGUAGACUAUAACUAUCAAACAAUAAAAUGUAAUGUAGAUUUAUUAAAGGUCAUACAACUGGGUGUAACCUUUUCUAAUGGGAAAGGUGUUUUACCUAAAGUAUCAACAUGGCAGUUUAAUUUUAAAUUCGACCUUGAUAGUGAUAUGUAUGCUCAGAAUUCAAUAGACUUUUUAAAAUUAAGUGGAAUAAAUUUUGAAAAACAUCAAUCAUUAGGUAUUGAGCUAUUACAUUUUGGUGAAGUAAUUAUGUCAUCUGGUUUAGUUAUGAAUGAAGACGUAAAAUGGAUAUCAUUUCAUGGUUGCUAUGAUUUUGCAUAUCUGUUAAAAAUAUUAACAUGCUGUGCAUUGCCACAUAGUGAAGGAGAAUUUUUUGACUUAUUACAUGAUUUUUUCCCAUCGCUUUAUGAUAUAAAAUAUUUGUUAUUAAAUUUAAAUAUUAAGCAAUUAAGUCGCACAUUUUCUUUACAAAAAAUUAGUGAAAUUUUAAGUGUCAAAAGAAUAGGAAGACAGCAUCAAGCGGGUUCAGACUCUUUAGUUACUUGUAAAACAUUUUUUAAAUUAUUAGAAUUAUACUUUGACAAUAAAAUAGAUGACAAAAAGUAUUCAGGUAUUAUAUAUGGCUUGGGAACCACUAUAAAAAAUUAUAAUAAUAAAUUUGAUGAUAAUGCAUAUAAGCAUAAUAACAACAAUAACAAUAACGGUAACAAUAAUGGUGUCUACUACGGAAAUAAUAAUUAUGGAAAGAAAAACAAUAAUAAUGGUAAUAAUACAUCAGGCUAUGGAAAUCAUUAUUCCAACGAUAAAAAUCACGAAAAUAAUAAUAGCCAAUAUUGGGACGGAAAAAAUGAUAUAUCAGGAAAUAAUACUAACAGUCAUUAUAUGCAUAAUAACAUUAAUGGUAAUAAUAAUGGUGAUUUAUAUGCUUAUGUAGAUAGUACAAACAAUAGAGAAUAUAUGAUUGCUUUUAGUAAAGAUGCAGUAAAAGGGAAUAUAAAAAGUGAUGUAUUAUAUAAUUUAUAUUCAGAUAUGAAUCAAAACAAUUAUAAUAUGAUAGGAGGUAUGAAUAAUAUGGGAACAAAUAAUAAUUUUAAUACAAAUAUGUGCAAUAAUAACAAUAAUAACAACGGAAACAUCAACAAUACUAAUGGAAAUAUGAACAAUUUUGCUAUUAAUAAAUAUAAUACAUCACAAAUAAUUAAUUCUAUAAAUAAAAAUGGAAGAAUGAGUUUAGUUAAUAAUACAUACAUUAAUAAUAAUAACAAUAAAAUUGGAGAUAAUAUUAACGAAAAUAGCCAUAGUAGAAUGAACACCAAUGAUGUUAGUAAUGGCACACAUAGUAUGGGAAUGAUGGAUACUAUUGGAAGCGUUGGGAAUGUUGAUGGAAUUCCUAGUAUGGGAAAUGUAGGAAACUAUAAUCAAAUAAAUAAUGGUAAUAAUAACGGAGGUAAUAAUUUUAACGACUGUAUAAAUUAUUCUGAUAAUGGAAAUAAAAUGGGAAUGGACUCUUCGAAACUUAUGAAUGUAAUUUUUAAUGAUAUUCACUCCAAGGUCGGGAAUAAUAGCUUAAGUAAUGAUUUGAGCAAUAUCAAUAAUGGAAGUUUAAAACGCAUGGAUAGUAACAACAUGAGCGAUGGCAAUAUGAACAGGAAUAUGGGAAAUCUUAACAAUGGCAUAAUAAAUUUAAAUGGGACAAAUAUAAGCAACUUAAAUAAUUCUAUGAUUUUAAAUACAUUAAACAAUAUGAACAACAUUGGAAAUAUGAAUAUAAAAAAUUUAAGAAAUUUAAAUAAUGGAAUAAAUAUUAACAAUUUUAAUAAUGACAUUCACGCUAAUAAUGUAAAUAUGAACAACAUAAAUAUGAGUAACGGAUGUGCUAUGAAUAUUAAUAAUCAAAAUGGAAGUAUUAAUAAUAUGAGCAUAAAUGGGAGUAUGAAUAUAAAUAAUGUUUAUGAUGAAUUUCGAAAUAUUGCAAAUGUAACGAAUAAUGGUAGCAAUAGUAACAAUAAUAAUAAUGUUAAUGAAUUAAAUCAUUUAAGAAAAAAUAGUACUAAAAAAUUGGAUAUAUCCGAUGAUAAUUUAAUAAAUGUAUGUAAAGGGUCUUUUGAGUCAUAUAAUACUAAUAAUAAUGUGUUAUCUGCCAAUAUGGCCCCAGGAAAUUUAGGAACUAAUAACAAUAGUAAUGUAUGUAUGGUCAAUGCAAAUUAUGCUAAUUAUUCUAACCCAAUUGGAAAUAGCACUAAUACUAACAAUGCUACCAGCAAUGGCAAUAAUAUGUUUUUACAUAAUAUGAACAAUUCAAAUAUUGGGAGUAAUGAAAAUACCCAAAUGAAUAAUCAUAAUUAUUACUCCAUGCAAAAUAAAUAUAAUUCAAUGGGGAGUUUUUCAAAUAUUAUAAAUCCUAUACUUGAUAAAGGAGUAGCAGAAAAUUGUGAUUCUGAAAAAAGAAUUAUGGACAAUAGAAACAUAGUUAAUAAUAGGAACAAGAGCGCAAAUAACAAUAAUAAUAGCGACAUUAACACAAAACUCAAUAUAAAUAAAAAUACAAUCAAUAAUAAAAUUAAUGCUUCACAUAUUAAUUACGGGAAAAAUAACGGUAUUUCAAAUUCUUUAAAUGAUAAUAAUUCUAAUUUUAAAGGAACACACAAAAUUAAUAUUAUGGCAAAUAACGAUAUAAUAAAUAGUCCUACUCAAAAUGGCACAUCAAAAAACGAAUUUAGCAAUAGUAGUAAUAGUAGCAAUAAUAGUAAUAAUAAUAACGAUGAUGAUAUAAAUACUUUGCAGCAGAAUAUUCAUAUAAAUAGGGAUGACAGUUUUAAAGAUGAUAAAAGUUCGAGUUUAAAUAAAACAGCAAUAGGUAACAUGAAUUUAAAGCACCCGCCACCUCCUCCUCCUCCACCUCCUCCCCCGCCUAUAAAUAAUAAUAUGCCCAAUAUGUUGAACACUAGUAGUAGUAUAGGCUCUAUUAAUGGAAAUAAUAGUGAAAAUAAUAAUGAUCCCAAUGUUAACAAAAAUAACGGUAUUAUGAAAAACAUAAACUCUUCUUCCUCUAUGAAUAAUAUCAUCAAUAUAUUAAAUGGUAAUACCAAUGAAAUAAAAGGGAGUAAUCCCAGCAGCUCUAAUAACACCAACAAUUUGACAAAACAUCCUUCAAAUGGUUCUAAUGUAAGCAAUGGAAACAAAAUGAAUUAUACAUAUGGUAAUACAAGGGGAAAUUAUGUAAACAGUGUAAACAGAAAUAAUUCAAAUUGCUCUAAUAGCUCCAAUCCAGAUCAUAUGUAUAAUAAUAGUGUAUCAAAUAAAAGUUCAGUUGAUAGCUCAAAUUAUAUACCAAAUGUUAAUAUAAAUCGCGAUAACACAAAUAAUUCUAAUAAAAUAGGAAAAAGCUUCAGCUCUGUAACAAAUAUAAAUAAUGGUAUGAACGACCAAAAUAGCAUUAACGGAAUUAAUAAUAGCAUUAUUAGCAAAGAUUCUAUAGGAAGCAAUAAUAAUGAUGGAAAUGUUUUGGUUUCUGUUAAAGACCACACUCAAAGUAAUAGUAACACUAGUAGGAGCAAUAGCAAAAAUAGUUUGAUGGAUGGCUCUAAAGGCAGCAAUUAUAGUGGCAAUAACAAUAAGAAUAGUAAAAAUAAUAAUAACAAUAAAAAUGGAAAUAAAAAUAAUAAGAGCAAAGGGAAAAAUAAAAAUAUUACUGAUAAUAGUCAUGCUAAUGGUAAUAAAAGUAGUGAUAAAAAUAGUAAUAAAGGUAAUGAUAAUAAUGGAAAUAACAAUAAAGGUCGAAAUAACAACAAUAAUUCUGUGAAAAAUAAAGUUAACGAUAAAAAUAAUGAAGAUAGCAUUUUUGAUAAUAAUGCAACAGAUAGUAACUACGUUUUAAUUAAUCAAAGAAAAAAUGACAACAAAAAUUAUUCAAAUUUAAGUGUCAAAGGUGAUGAUAAUAUAUCAAGAAUUAAUAAUAACAGUGCCAUAAAUAAUUCAAAUCAAGAAUUAAUUGACGAGCAAACCAAAACACGAAACGCAGAUAAAAAUAUAUACAAUAAUUUUUACAACAAUGUGAAUUAUUUUAAAUCUGAUAAUAAUAUGAAACAGCAUAGCAGAAUAGUGGGAAGAGGCAAUGGAUUUCCUAAAAAUAAUACAAACCAAUUAUUAAUGAAAAAUAAUUUUCAUAAUAAUGGGUUAUUAAAUAAUGAAAUGUUAAGCCAUGGAGUAAAUAAUGGUGAUAAAAAUGAUUUUAUUAAUAAUAACGACAAUUUGAAUCCUCAAAACAAUUAUUCCAAUAAUGGAAAUAACUAUGGAAAUGAUGUAAAUAAUUACACAAAUAGCUUAAAUAAUUACACAGGAAAUAUAAAUAAUAAUUACUCAAACAAUUUAAAUAGCUACACUAACAAUAUAAAUAGCUAUGCAGAUAUGUUAAACCAAGGAAUAAACUACAAUUCGAAUAUAAAAAAUAACAACAAUAAGGGAGUGACAAAUUAUGGCGAAGACUCACAUAAUAAAAUGGGAAGUUUUAGUAUGAUGAAGAUGGGAAGGAUUAAUCAUGUAUCGAACAACUUUAAAAAUAAUAAUGGCAAUACAAUUAAUAAUAACAAUUUUGACAAUAAUAAUGAAGUAAAUCAAAACAAAUUAAAUGAUACCAUUAGCAUGAAUGCAACAAAUAAUUUUAUGAACAAAAAAAUGAGUAAAGAAAAUAUAAAUAUGGCUAAUUAUUCUAUGGUAAAUAAUAUUAAUAUGAAUAGCUUUUAUAUGAAUAAUGAAAAUUCAAUUGGGAAAAUAAAUAUGAAUCACGGAAAUCAAAAUAACAGUAAUUUUUUUUAUGACAAUAAUGAAAAUGGCGGGAGUAAUAUUGCUAACAUAAUUUCAAAUGAUCAAAAUUAUAAUUCCUACUCAGAAAAUUUUACAAAUAAAUUAUCUAAUAAAUCAUUGAAUGAAAAUAAUAAUAGAAGCUUACAUGGAUCUAUAUACAAUGAAAAAAGAGACAGCUCAAAAUUAAGUUACAAUUACAAUGAACAAAUUUUUUUAAAUGAAAAUAUGCUAACAGAAAAUAUGGGAUCUUUUGAAUCGGCACAAGAAAGCAUUUAUUCUUAUCCAAAUUAUGACAUUAAAAAUAAAGAUAGAAAUUAUUUUUACGAUUCUUAA
This is a messenger RNA of Plasmodium vinckei vinckei, 5280 nucleotides long. RefSeq names its product CCR4-associated factor 1, putative. Gene Ontology annotation, molecular function: poly(A)-specific ribonuclease activity; nucleic acid binding. Gene Ontology annotation, cellular component: CCR4-NOT core complex; CCR4-NOT complex; P-body. The transcript has a single exon. Bases 1 to 5280 code for a protein of 1759 amino acids. The record is from RefSeq and is a predicted model, not a curated record. NCBI's taxonomy places the organism in Eukaryota, Apicomplexa, Aconoidasida, Haemosporida, Plasmodiidae.